UUGCACUGCCAAGUUCUCCACAACAACAAUUUAAUCGAGAUGGAAAGUGAGCUAUUGCAAACAACAAUAACCAACUGACUAACCUCAAACGACCAAGUUGUGCGGCAAGCGCGAGUAUCAUGACUGAGUUGUUUACAUUUUCGAAAAGUUUGAAAUUCAAUUAAAUUAUAAACAAUAAGAAAAAAAUAGCAAAAAUAAUGAAAACACAAUAACAACAGUGUACGAAAGAGCGUGCAUAAUGCAAUGCAAAAUGUGGAGGAAAAGUACAUAACAGCUAUGUUGAUUAAGCGGAACCCCCGACAGCACCAACCGUUCCCCUACUGCAGCAGGCCGGCGCACACAACCGCCAGCAGUCGCGGAAAUUGAAGCUUAUAACUGGCAUUCGGAACGCGGCGCGGCUUUCAGUUAUCAAUUAAGAGCGGACAUGACCACAAGCGGCAUGACAGUGGAAUAAUAACGCUCGCCAAAGUGCAACAACAAACACGUGCACAACGUUCGAAUAACAAAAACAUAAAAAAAAAAAACAAAAAUAGACAGAGCGAACGCGCCAAACGAGAUAUUAGAGAUAUUAUUUACAAAAACAAAUAAAACGAAAUUAUUGAAUAUUAGAAUAGUCGAUAGACUGCAAAAAGCACACCAACACCAUCACUGGCGUCAGCAGCAACAACAACAAACGAAUAUUUACAGCACUUUGGCAUUGAUCAAUGCAACGGCUGGUGGACCUGUAGGAUACGCACGCACAACAUUAGACUCCAUACUGAACUUGUUACUCUACGCCAGAUUGUUAUUGUUGCUGCUGCUAUUGUUGAUGAUGUUGCUGUUGUUGGUGUUGUUGUUGGUGGGCAACAUGACCAUGUUUACUUCUAUUGAGUUGUGCGUAGCGGCUGCCAUACCCGACAACAACAACGAUACCGCCUUCACUACAGAGACAACAAUAACAAGUGAGCAAAUAUUAGGAUAUACGCGUGACUGGCGCUUAAUCACGCGCGCCGAAUGGGCAGCACGCAUCCCCACUUCCAUCAGCAAUUUCACCGGCCCGGCACCGUAUGUCAUCCUUCAUCAUUCCUAUCAACCGGGCGUUUGUCGUACAUUGGACGCCUGCAAGGCUGCAAUGCGUUCCAUGCAGAACUAUCAUAUGGACGGUCAUGGUUGGACGGAUAUUGGCUAUAGCUUUGCUGUGGGCGGUGAUGGCAAUGUGUAUGAGGGACGCGGCUAUGAAGUGGUCGGUGCUCAUGCACCAAACUACAACAGCCGCAGCAUUGGUCUGCUCUUAAUUGGUAAUUUUAUGGAUGAAUUACCACCAGCACCGAUGUUGGACGUCGCACAGGACUUUAUUAAAUACUCGGUAGAGAGUGGUCAUUUGCGUAAGGAUUACAUUUUGCAUGGACACCGGCAGGUGCGUAGCACCGAAUGUCCGGGCAAUGCGUUGUAUGCGGAGAUUACGAUGUGGCCUCAUUGGCAGAAGUCAUAAUGGACUGAUUUAAUGGUCAUACUUCAAUAUUAAUAUUUAAAUUGUUCCGGUAGAGUUUUGAUUAUUUUGCUUUGUCACACUAAAAUUAUACAAAAUAUAUAUGUAUAAUGUAAUGAAAAUAAAAGAGACUGCUCACCAUAGCUACAUAUAAUUUGGCUUCA
Messenger RNA from Ceratitis capitata (Mediterranean fruit fly), 1632 nucleotides. RefSeq names its product peptidoglycan-recognition protein LB. The coding region runs from base 809 to 1471 and encodes 220 amino acids. The record is from RefSeq and is a predicted model, not a curated record. Lineage: Eukaryota; Metazoa; Arthropoda; Insecta; Diptera; Tephritidae. Gene Ontology annotation, biological process: peptidoglycan catabolic process. Gene Ontology annotation, molecular function: N-acetylmuramoyl-L-alanine amidase activity; zinc ion binding. The transcript has 3 exons.